Molecule: messenger RNA, 1560 nt
Organism: Pogoniulus pusillus (Red-fronted tinkerbird)
Lineage: Eukaryota; Metazoa; Chordata; Aves; Piciformes; Lybiidae
Gene: PTMA
Product: prothymosin alpha
Exons: 5
Coding region: 137-472 (111 amino acids)
Biological process (GO): positive regulation of transcription by RNA polymerase II; negative regulation of apoptotic process
Cellular component (GO): nucleus
Molecular function (GO): histone binding
Source: RefSeq, a predicted model, not a curated record
CCGCCCCCGGGUCUAUAAGAGGCGCGGUGGCGCCGCGUGAGUCCCCACUGGCUCGCGCAAAGCCAUCUUGGCAUUGUUCUGCCCGCGCCGCCGCCCGCGCUGCCACAGCCCCGCCACAGCCCCGCACGCCCCCGCCAUGUCCGACACGGCCGUGGACACCAGCGCCGAGAUCUCCGCCAAGGAUCUAAAAGAGAAGAAGGAAGUUGUUGAAGAAACAGAAAAUGGUAGAGACGCACCAGCCAAUGGCAAUGCUGAGAACGAGGAAAAUGGAGAGCAAGAGGCGGACAAUGAAGUAGAUGAAGAGGAGGAGGAAGGUGGUGAGGAAGAAGAUGAAGAAGAAGAGGGUGAUGGUGAGGAAGAGGACGGUGAUGAAGAUGACGAAGCUGAGGGAGCCACAGGCAAACGGGCAGCUGAGGACGACGAGGAUGACGACGUCGAUCCCAAGAAGCAGAAAACCGACGAAGAUGACUAGGCAGCAAAUUUUGUUUCAUUUUUCUUUUCUUUGUUCUUUUUUUUUUGUUUGUUUUUUAUUAAAUAAGGAGGAAAAAAAAAAACAAACCAACAAAAAAGGCCAGCGCAUCCUCUUCACCCUUGGGACCCCCUUUCCCUCCCGUUGCAGCUCUCCCUUCACGCACACACAAACGACACACACACACAGACCUUCUUUCCCCGUGGUCAUCCUCACCAAGUAGAGUGAACCUCAGCCCCCUCCCCCCCCAGUACGGCGCUGCCACUCAACAAACAAUACAAAACGAUUGGCCCGUUAGCGGGGAGACAAAACCCCCCUACCCCUUUUCCCCCCCCCCCCUCCACACAGACCCUCUUCCCCCCAAGCACCAAAACUUCAAGGCCCUGCUUUCUUUCUUAAAAGUACUUUAAAGGAGAAUUUGUUUGUAUUUUUUAUUUACAUUUUAUAUUUUUGUACAUAUUGUUAGGAGGUCCACCAUUUUUAAGUGAUCUCGGAUUGACCAAAAGGGGGGCUUUGAAGUGUAUAUCUCUUAUCUUGUUAACCUAUCUCUGACUUUACUUGUGGUGUGACCAGGCCCAAAAAAAAAAAAAAAAAAAAAAAAAAAAAAAAAAAAAGACAAAAAAAAAUAACCACAAAAAAAAAAUUAUCUCAAAAGGAGAAUAAAAAUUAAAGGAGAAAAAAAAAAAUAAAACCAAACAAAAAAAAAACCCACAAAACCUUGUAAAAAAAUUAAAAAAAAAAAAAACUUAUAAAAAAAAUAGACAAAAAUGAAAAAAAAAAAUUUACAAUCUUAUUCUGAGCAUUCCAGUAACUUUUUUUUUGUGUAUGUACUUUAGCUGUACCAUAGAUUGUGGUUUGUAUGAGGUGGCAAGGCCAAAGAUAAAAAAGGUUUUCUUUUCUUUUCUUUUUUUCUUUGUUUUGUUUUGGUUUUUUUUUUUCUGUCUGAAGUUGCUGUUUAGUUUUUUUUCCCUCUUUUUUUUUUUCCCUUCCUUUUUUUCUUUUUGUUUUUGUUUUGGCCUGUUUGAUGUAUGUGUGAAACAAUGUUGUCCAACAAUAAACCGGAAUUUUAUUUUGCUGAGUUGUCCUAACAA